Messenger RNA from Betta splendens (Siamese fighting fish), 2423 nucleotides. It is a transcript of the gene ggps1, whose product is annotated as geranylgeranyl diphosphate synthase 1. The transcript has 4 exons. Gene Ontology annotation, molecular function: prenyltransferase activity. Bases 619 to 1566 code for a protein of 315 amino acids. Lineage: Eukaryota; Metazoa; Chordata; Actinopteri; Anabantiformes; Osphronemidae. The record is from RefSeq and is a predicted model, not a curated record. Gene Ontology annotation, biological process: isoprenoid biosynthetic process.
GACGACACGAAUAAUUCUAUUGGGUGACUCUUACAAUACAAGGAGAAAAGUGUUGAAAAACUACAACCCCCAGCUUUGACAAACCAUGUGUGUUUGAUAUGUAUUACAGCCUGUCCCGGUGCCAGUGAGAAGGCUUAUUAAUCAAUCUUCAUCAUUGCGUUGAGGCGUUCAUCGGGCCAUUGCGAAAUAGAAAAGAAACAUACAAUGUGAUGGGCGCCCAUGUUACAUUCCCCACCCACUCUGCGCCUGCUCUGUAAAGAAUGCGAAGCAUAUAUAGAUAGCUCAUCAAAACUAGCUUGUCGAGAAAAGUGUCUUUUCAAUACGUAGCAGUAAUGGCGCUAGCCUAGCACACCAGUUGGUGAAUUAUUCAUUAACACAUAGAGCUCAAAUGGUAUGAGUGUAUAUGUGACAUUUGUACCGUGUGUGCCUUAGUCGACCGGCGUUGAAGUGGACGUUUUUGUUUUAGAAAAGACACAAAGAAAUGGUCGACGGCGUCAUACCGGCGCCUUUAUCUUAGCCUGCUAAUGCUAACGGGCUAGCAGUGUGGCUAAAAGGGAACAGGACGGGCUAGUCAGCAGACUGACAGACUGCAGCCAAGAUUCGUUUAAUCUUGAAGCGAUGGACAGUCGUGCAGAAGCAGCCUCCGAGCGAAUUCUGCUGGAGCCCUACAAGUACUUGUUGCAGCUGCCAGGUAAACAGGUGAGAACAAAACUUGCCCAAGCUUUUAACCACUGGCUCAAUGUUCCUGAGGACAAACUGCAGGUGAUCAUUGAGGUGACUGAGAUGCUGCACAACGCCAGCCUGCUCAUAGAUGACAUCGAGGACAGCUCCAAGCUACGGCGGGGCUUCCCUGUGGCCCACAGCAUCUACGGCAUUCCCUCUGUAAUCAACUCAGCCAACUACGUCUACUUCUUGGGCCUGGAGAAGGUGCUGACCCUGGAGCACCCCGAGGCUGUCCAGGUUUUCACCCGGCAGCUGCUGGAGCUGCACCGCGGCCAGGGCCUCGACAUCCACUGGAGGGACACCUACACCUGUCCCACUGAACAGGAGUAUCGCAACAUGGUGCUGCAGAAGACUGGAGGGCUGUUCGGCCUGGCUCUGGGCCUCAUGCAGCUCUUCUCCACUUGGAAACAGGACCUAAAGCCUCUCCUGGACACACUGGGCCUUUUCUUCCAGAUCCGCGACGACUACGCCAACCUGAGCUCCCGCGAGUACAGCGAGAACAAGAGCUUUUGCGAGGACCUGACUGAGGGCAAGUUCUCGUUCCCCACCAUUCACGCCAUAUGGUCGCGUCCGGAAAGCACUCAGGUGCAGAACAUCCUUCGGCAGCGCACGGAGAACAUGGAUAUCAAACGCUACUGUGUGGACUACCUGGAGAAGAUAGGCUCGUUUGCCUACACCCGGCAGACCCUGCGGGACUUGGAGGUGGAGGCCUACCGGCUCAUCAGGGAGUUUGGGGGAAACCCCCAGUUGGAGAGUCUGGUCAAACACCUCAGUCAAAUGCAUCAGGUGGCUGAAGCCACAGCAGAGUCGAGUACUGAGCCCCACUCCAGCCAAAACCACUGACCUCAUUCACCUUCUGCAUCCACACGAUUCACACACCAGUCCGCACACUCCACCGACACAGAAGCUGUGUAAACACACCGAUGCAUUCAUUCACCUCCCUGAAAAGCUCAGCCGGCGCACCGCUAUGUUACAUUUACAGAGUCACGGAGUCACAGUUCAUCACUAAACAUGAACACUUCUGGUCCACAGCUCUGGCUGCAUUCAGGAAUUACGAGACAGCAAAGCAGCUCCAAAUGUUGCCUUUAUCUUUUGUGUGGGAGACGGCAUCCUUCUAGUGUUGCAUCAAUUUUGUAUCCCAGUGUAGCUGCGCAGUCAGUGGAAGGAAUGAAUUAAAAUAGAAACGGCUUUUAGGUUUACAAUUCUGAAAAUGAAAAAUAAUAAAAUGGCAAAAAGCUUAAAAGCCUUCCUUUUGAUGCAUGCCACUGUGCAUAUGAAUCUGCCUGUGUCUGUGUGUCUUUCCACCAAAAUUGAGAAAUUGUUUAUCUCGUCCAGACUGAAUGCUGCUUUCUGAAGUCCCUGUUUAAACUGUGAUGUGGAUGUCUGGAGCGUAUGAUGUGUGAUUGAGGGGGAUCCUUAAUCAUUAAGCCGCCACAGUGCCAAUUCUGUAGAAAAGACCUCUGCAACUCGUGUGUCUACUUGUUACGUAACAUGCAGGCGUUAUAUGCAAAGAGUUCCGGAUACUGUUUAUGCUGGGCCGUAUAUGAGCACCGCGGCGACGCCGUGCAGAUGUUGCCCCCUUCUGUUUCAUAUUCAGCUCGGCUUUUCACAUCUUUGAUAUAUUUAUUAAGGCGAUUCUGUUCUGAUACUUGUAAGCAGAUGCUGUCAAAGUACUACUGAAUAAAAAUCUGUAAAGACGA